Molecule: messenger RNA, 2732 nt
Organism: Penaeus indicus
Lineage: Eukaryota; Metazoa; Arthropoda; Malacostraca; Decapoda; Penaeidae
Exons: 12
Coding region: 735-2732 (665 amino acids)
Biological process (GO): cGMP catabolic process; negative regulation of receptor guanylyl cyclase signaling pathway; regulation of mitochondrion organization
Cellular component (GO): mitochondrial inner membrane; perinuclear region of cytoplasm; mitochondrial matrix
Molecular function (GO): 3',5'-cyclic-GMP phosphodiesterase activity; protein homodimerization activity; 3',5'-cyclic-AMP phosphodiesterase activity
Source: RefSeq, a predicted model, not a curated record
CGCGUGUUUCUUAUGUUGCCAGUUACUACAGUCGGUGCCUCGUCGGGCAGUCGCGCUUGACGACGCCGGAAUACCUGUUGCCACGAGGAGCGAUUAUAAUGCCAUGCAAGAGAGGAAUCGUUGCAAAUACACGAGGCUGGCCGAAGGUGGUGAACUGGCCUUCUUGAGACCGCGGUGGAACAAGGCGGACUUCGCGGAUUGAGUUGGAUUUAGCAAAGAAACUCCUCAAAGUGUUGACUGCUUCGUGGUACAACGUGUGUCAUUCAUAUAUUUAUGGCUUUUAUUCUUGAUAUUAUCACCUGUUAAACAAAUCACUCGCUUGAGUUAGUGGGGUGAUUACUAAGCCUGAUAAUCAUAGUUAUUAUCAGCGCCCGCAGUGUACGAGGGCAAAACAGUGUAUUCGUGUGCAUGUUAUUAUCGAUAAUCAGCUGUUGUGUUUCUCUAUAGAAAACAGAAAAAGAAGAAGAAAAAAGAAGAAAAAAAGGCGUCUGUAUCAGUGGUCAAAUAACAUGAAUUCUUGGAGACUAUAUAAAUGGCAGAGCAACGUGGACUGAAUACAAGAUGUUAUUUUGCGGAAGAUGACGUCAUCACUGAUCCACUAACGUCACACCUUAUGACGUCACACCUUAUGACGUCACACCCUCAGACGUCACAACCUAUGGCGUCACGACCCCUGCCGUCGCUCACACCAGUCACCUAACCUUCACACACCAGCCGUUGCCUUUGACUAUAGAAUGGGGGCAAAGCUGGCAUGUGGCGGGGGCAGCAAGGCGAGCCCGGACACGGACACGACGAUGGGCGUGUCGGGCGGGGGUCAACAGCAGAAGGAACACGCCCACACGGACGCCCCUGAAACCACCACCGUCAAACACAACAGUCAGGAAAAUUCAUUACGGGAUGAAGGAGGAGGAGCAGGAGGAGUAGGAGGAAAUGGAGGAGGAGCAGGUGGAGAAGGAGGAGGAGGAGGUGGAGAAGGAGGAGGUGGAGAAGGAGGAGGAGGAGGAGAAGGAGGAGGAGGAGGAGGAGGAGGAGGCUCAGGUCGUCAUCGUGAUCCCGGCAAGUUGCUUGAACUAUGUGCUUCCCUCGCUGACCAAGACGGAGUGGGAAUACAAAUCAAGCUGAACCGCUAUCUGGCGGAGGCCUGCGAUGCCGAAUUGGCGUUCCUGAUCCUGGUUUCGGACGACGAGGAGGAACUCACCGUGCACGUGCUGGGCGACACGCUCCUGCCCAGCCCCAUCAAGAUACCCGUGAACAACAACAGCUUCAGCACGGCGCUCACCUCCCGCCGCCCGAUCACGCUUGACGACAUCGAGCCCUCCCACCGCGAGGAUGUGUGGCGCCUCCUGGGCCUCCUGCCGGGGGGGGACAGGGGGGUGAAGAAGGUCGAUCCUCUGCAGCACAAAGGAUCCACAAGGACCAACAAUGGCCAGGCCUCGACGGGCUUGGGGGCCGUCAAAUCCAUCGAGAGUGGGGGGGCGUCGACGAGGGCGAGGGGCGGACUCAUGAGGGACAUGUCGGUGGACCUCACGAGGGACUCCUCGCCUGUCUCCUCCCUCACCUCGUCGCCGCUGAAGCAGGAUGCACUAAAGGAAGCACAAGGAAAAGAAGAAGGAGGAGGAGGAGCGGUGGGCUCCACGGGGGCCUCCGCCAGUCUUACGCCCCUCGAGGGCUCCGCCGUCAGCAACCACAAACACGGUGUCCGAAGGCACCAUCAGCUGGUGAGCUACACCUCCCUGCCCUUCGACGGCGCGGGAGGAGGGAGGCUUGGGGGAGGGCUAGCGAGCCUGUCCCUGGACCCCACCUUCUCCCCGGCGUCCCUCCUGUGCGUGCCCGUGGCGUGCCCGGGCAAGGAGACCCUGGCGGUGCUGGCCUGCCUCGUCGACAAGACCUCGGAGAUGGAGUUCGACCAGGAGGACGUCCUGACCGUGCAGGAGUGCUUCAAAUACACCAUCGGGAUGCUGGUGAAUACAUUAACAGCUGAACGUGAACAUCGUCUUCGCACACAGUGUCAGGCUCUGCUCAAUGUCGCCCAGAACCUCUUCACGCACUUAGAUGACGUCACGGUCUUGCUGAGAGAGGUGAUGGCGGAGGCGAGGAAGCUGACGGACGCGGAGCGAUGCUCGCUCUUCCUCGUGGACAAGGACAACGAUCAGCUGGUGGCCAAGGUCUUCGACGGAGAGAGGAAGGAGGAGUCCGGAGGCGAGGUCAGACUGCCGCUGUCCCAGGGCAUCGCAGGUCACGUGGCCACGACUGGUCGCCUGCUCAACAUCAAGGAUGCCUACGCCCACCCGCUCUUCUACAAAGGCUUUGACGAGUGCACGGGAUUCAAGACCAGGAAUAUCCUCUGCUUCCCGAUCAAGGAGGAUGGCGAGGUCCUGGGCGUGGCUGAACUGUGCAACAAGACGUCGGGCCUCCACUUCACCCGCUUCGACGAGGAGCUGGCCACCGCCUUCAGCAUCUACUGCGGCAUCUCCAUCAGCAACUCCCUGCUGUACAAGAAGGUCUUCGACACUCAGGUCCGCUCGAAGCUCUCCAAUGAGCUCAUGAUGUUCCACAUGAAGGAUUAUGCCUCAUCUACAUCUGUGUUUAUCUUCCUUAAAAAGGAUCGACCUGACUCACGUAGUCCUGAAUCCACUAUAUGCAAGGAUGUUCAGCAGUAUGCCCAUGCCAUGCCUAGGUUCAUAUGGCAGAGGAUGCUUUCGUCUCUCGGAAGUAAUAAGACUUUGCGGUAG